UAUUAAAAUUUCCGAGAACUACACAGAACUUUUCAGGAAUCUGACUCCACCGCACUUUCGUAUCGAUGUUCCUAUUUACAAUGAAGUGUGUUGUGUUGAUUCCUGUAUUUCUGAUCCUACAUAUAUUUCUGGGGAUAUCUCGAGCAGAAGACACACGUACAUUUCGCGCUGCCGUGUACGAGCACGCACUGUACCUCCCCCCGGACAGAAAGAUACCUGUAACCAGAGCAACGGCCCUCUCAGCCAUGAUGAGGAAUCUGCGCGUGUACAAGGAACAAACAGAGCUUGCGGCCUCUGAGGGGGCGGACAUCAUUGUGUUUCCAGAGGACGGUGUGUACGGUAUGGGAUUUUCUUGGGAAGGUAUAACUUCCUACAUGGAAUACAUUCCAGAUCCCGGAGAAGUCACGUGGGACGCAUGCGGAGACCCUUUCCGAUAUCCGAAUACAGAGGUUCAGCAUUUUCUUAGCUUUCUCGCCAAGAAUAACACAAUAUAUCUCGUGGCUAACAUUGGGGAUCUACAGCCUUGUGACAACCGUACUGACACGCGCUGCCCGAAAGUCGGUCAUUAUCAGUUUAAUACUGACGUGGUUUAUAACCCGCAAGGACAGCUAGUGGCUAAGUAUCACAAAGUGAAUCUAUUCUAUGAGUCACAAUUCAGUUUUCCCGCCAAAAAAACUCCUGUCAUUUUUGAAACUCCGUUCGGAACCUUCACAGUUUUCACUUGUUUCGAUAUUCUCUUUUAUGACCCAGCUAUGGCGGCCAUAGAACUCAACGGAGUUGGUAACGUAAUAUUCCCAACUGCUUGGAAGGAUGCUCUCCCUUUGUUGUCGUCCAUACAGUUCCACUCUGCCUUCGCGGCGGGACUUGGCAUCAACUUGCUUUCAGCCAAUAUCAAUUUUCCGUCGUACAAUUUUCACGGAAGUGGAAUUUACACACCAGAUGGCGCUUCGACGUUUUACUACAGUGGUGCAUCUAAUGUCGGGAAAUUGAUGAUUUCCGACAUUCCAAUCAUCUUUAAACCGACGUUAAGAAACUCGAACGUAACGUUCGACGUAGCAUUUCCAAGUCCAGCGUUCACGGCGGAUGUUUUUCACGACCCUUUUCAUUUUGUGCCUUUACUGGGUGAUUCGGGGAUGGUAGGGGUGUGUCACAACGGGCUGUGCUGUAGAGCCAACUACUCCCUCCGUACAACCUCUGAUGACGUCAUAGCUUUAGGGGCCUUUCGUGGUCUCCACACAUACGAAGGGGAAUAUGACAUAGAAGUAUGUGUCAUUCUUAAAUGCAAAACAAGUAACUACUCGAGCUGUGGAGAAGCCACAAAGGAAUCGGACAUUUUUCUGACCUAUUUAAAGAUUGAAGGCAAUUUCUCUGUUCCAUAUAUUUUCCCGGAAAUACUGUUGUCGAACAACGGAAGUCUUCAUCUGGGUCCAGUGGGCUCUUGGAAUUACGUUGCGGGUACACUAGAAAGUAAACACGGAUUUGAUUUCCCUGUUUUGUCUACCGGGAUGUUUGCGCGUGUGUAUGGAUCUGAUGUGGCGUUCGUCUGCCCAUGCGCAGUAUUAGUAAUGGUGACGUGUAUUGUAACGAUCAUGUGGACAUCGGUUUGAACGUGAUUCACUGAAAAAUAAUAAUAGAAAAAAAAAACAAAAAAACACUCCGGUGUAUAUAUAUAAAUUCUGUUUAUUUCAAAACAUUUGCGAAACAAGGUAUACCGACUUAUAUCGAUCACGCUUGUUGGCCCGGAUUGAAGCGCGCGAGGGGUCUUACUGUAUGCUAGGAAACAGCACAUUCUCCUCCUCCUCCUCCUAACAA
Molecule: messenger RNA, 1812 nt
Organism: Pecten maximus
Lineage: Eukaryota; Metazoa; Mollusca; Bivalvia; Pectinida; Pectinidae
Product: pantetheinase-like
Exons: 2
Coding region: 66-1607 (513 amino acids)
Source: RefSeq, a predicted model, not a curated record